Molecule: messenger RNA, 999 nt
Organism: Lathyrus oleraceus (garden pea)
Lineage: Eukaryota; Viridiplantae; Streptophyta; Magnoliopsida; Fabales; Fabaceae
Exons: 1
Coding region: 1-999 (332 amino acids)
Source: RefSeq, a predicted model, not a curated record
AUGGAUCGUACUUGGAUGUACGAUAGAGUAUAUUCCAAUAGACACGGAUUGAAAGAAGAGUAUGUUCGCGGGGUUAAAGACUUCGUAAAGAGGGCUUUGAAACAACCUAUUUGUAAAUCUGAGGGAGGGAUAAGGUGUCCGUGUAUAAAUUGCAAGUGUCUCAAGAUAAGAACACCAACUAAUGUUAGACUUCACUUGUAUCGAGAUGGAUUUCAACCAGACUAUUGGAUUUGGACUCAACAUGGAGAAGUAGAGCUCAAUGUUAAUACAAGGAAUGAUUCAAAUAGUAGUGAGCAUGUGCAUCAUGAUGACCAAAUUGAGGCAAUGAAUCAGAUGGUGUAUGAUGCUUUUAGGCCUUAUGGAGUAUUCUCUCACGUGAAUGAUAACAUAGAAGUUGAGGAAUAUACGGAGGAUGAGUUUCCCAACGAAGAUGCCAAACGAUUUUAUGACAAGUUGAUAUCUUUCAACAAGCCCAUUUAUGAGGGAGCUACCCAAUCAAUAUUAUCAAUAUCUACUCAACUUCUUGAAAUUAGGUCUAAUUGGCAUGUACCACAAAAAGGUUUAGAUUUUGUUGCACAAAUGCUUAAACGUGUAUGUCCAGUUCAAAAAUGCUUGCCCGAUAACUAUUACCAAGCAACACAGUUGGUAUCUAAGUUAGGGCUAAAGGUUGAGAAGAUUGAUUGUUGUAAGAAUGGUUGUAUGUUAUAUUACAAGGAUGAUAGCAAUCUAUCAGAGUGCAAAUUUUGUAAUGCUCCUAGGUUCAUUCCUCGCAAGACUGGCAUGGGAAAGUACAAAGAUAUCCCAGUGAAGAGAAUGUUCUACUUCCCAAUCAUUCCCAGAUUACAAAGAUUGUAUGCAUCAACUGAGUCGGCAAGUGAAAUGAGAUGGCAUCACAUGAACAAAAUAGUUCCAACAUCCUUCGCCACCCGUCAGAUGGAAAAGCAUGGAAACAUUUUGAUAGUGUAUAUCCUGACUUUUCUAGGGAACCCAGAAAUGUAA